AUGGUGAAGGUCUCGUCCUUCCGCAUAGUGGAGAUUCCUUGCGAGUUUUGGAUGUCAAAGGCCGAGAAUCGAACGCGAAAGAGGAAGUCGGCCAAAACAUACGAAAUUGUCCUCGAUCUGGACAAUGGUGACACUGCCAGGGAUUACAUGUCAUGGAUCGGGGCUGGCGCUGGGCGAGAUUGCUUCAAGUUGAAAGAUCACGACUUGUGCGUGAAAUGGUUUUUCGAAGUUGACAAAGAGGAUUGGAAGGGUCUUCAUCCAAACGAGAAGGACGGGUAUGAAAGGUACAGCGACACACCGGUCGGCGCCCAUUUGCCUGUUGUGCAUGCAAUCUGCAUGCAAGAAGUACAAGACAAUUGGCAUCAGAGUAUGCAGGUGGACUGCAUUUUGGUGGACUUUGUUGGCGACAGCUUGCAACACAUUUUGCAAGCUUACAAUGUGGCCUGGAACAAAGAUUCAUCUGCACCUCACGUGCUUCGGAAAUUGUUUUUGGCAAUGAUGGUCAUGUGCAAAAACGCAUGUUCGAGCGACUUGGAGUGGCAUGACGAUUUGCACAGUGGAAAUCUGUGUUUUCACAAAGCAACGAAGCGAUGGUAUUUCAUUGAUCUCGAAGCUUACAAGGAGAGAAAGACUGAUUUCGAAGUCGCAAUACACAAAGUAGCGAAGAGGCAGAUAAGCGAGAUAACAAGUCUCAGCAAAGGUUCAGAUGAACAGUGGCCUGCCUAUAUGCAAUGGAAGUCGAUGCUGACAGAGCACAUGAUGCAUAAGCAUAACCAAGGAUUUGAACUGAAAGACGUGGCAUCGAAGCUGCAGGUUGAGCUUGGACCCAUUGAGGAUGUCGCCGCAACGACUGCGAGGUCCAGCAUCACACACCAUGCUGACGCACAGGUACCUGCUCCGAACGUGCCUGCCCUGGCAGCUGCGGCAGUGGCGCCUGCUCAGGCAGAGUGGCCAACUCUAAAGGAAAGUGACCAACUGCAGAAGCGAGCCCGAAGACAACUUGAGGCUGGCACCGCCCAUGGCUCUCCAGAAGAUUCUUGCGUAUCACUGCCACAGGCGCCAAAGAAGCGCCAAAGUUUACCGCAGGAACACCUGGAGGCGGUAGAGCCGCUGCCAAAGCCGCCGGCCGUUGAGCAGGCUAUUGUCGACGAAGAAGUUCGAGAGCGAACAGAAUUUCUGCAAUGGAACUUGCAGGACUGCCGCCAGAAGCCAGAAGUACUUUGCAAGUCAUGGGCAAUUCGGUACUCGGACUGCAAACGACUGGAUGUCUCUUUGCCGGACAUAACCGGAAUAGAAAACGUUACCAUGAUCAUCGAGCUGCAUGCCCACGACGAUGGAGCAAGGAAAUGCGUCCAUGGCUGUUGCUGCGUGCAGGGAAAGGUCGUGACUUGGAAUGUCCCAACCACCACAGACAUUACCCCUGAAGAUUAUCAAGCAGUGCAGCGAUGGAUCGAUACCAGAGGACAAAGGAUCGACUUCUUGCUUUGCGAUCAGGAAGGCUGCGAUGGCUUUGUAUUUCCCGGGCAGCCACUGCACACGGGUGCGGUCCAUGUUUUCAAAUCAACGCAAGAAUAUCUCCGAGUUUGGUCCUUAUUGUCUCUGACUUUCACAGCCGUGCGUUUUCCGCAUGAACCCACGACGUCUUUGGACUAUUGCACACGGUAUCACAACCGAGAUGGCAGCCAGGCGUUUCGGCCGCACCCGCGAAAAACAAGAGAUGACUGGGCAGCAGAAGGGAAAGGACGGCAUCAGAAGAAGUCGCGACGUAAUUUUGUGUCGCCUGUGCAGUACCAGGCGUGUUGGUGGAUUGUAUCCUGGCUCUGGGAAGUCAUCGAUGCUUUCUAUGGCGAUGACGCCAAGGUGCCGCCACUGGCUCACAAGGCGAAGAAUCCACUGACAAGAGAUCGAUUUUGCAAAAAAAUUGCUGUCAGAUUCGGUGACCCAGCCGCAAAUCGCUUGCGAUCGCUGACAGCAAGUUGCACCAGAGUUCUCGAUCCAGUGCAGUUGACGCGUGAUCUGGCAGACUUUUCGCGACAGCUCAUGGUAAGUGACAAGAAUGACGAUGUCAUGGGGUAUUAUGGUUUGUAUUAUCGCUCAUUUGGCAAUUUAGAAGAUUUUUGCGCGCCUGUUGCACAGAAAGUUGCUGCAUUCUUGCCGCAUACUCGUUUGUUAGGCUCCCCCACGGAGCCACCUGUUGCUCCGGUCGCUGGAGUGUGA
Cladocopium goreaui is the source of this 2217-nucleotide messenger RNA. The record is from the annotation of a GenBank genome assembly. Lineage: Eukaryota; Dinophyceae; Suessiales; Symbiodiniaceae.